This is a messenger RNA of Anguilla anguilla (European eel), 2800 nucleotides long. RefSeq names its product CCR4-NOT transcription complex subunit 4-like. The coding region runs from base 322 to 2727 and encodes 801 amino acids. The transcript has 13 exons. The record is from RefSeq and is a predicted model, not a curated record. Gene Ontology annotation, molecular function: ubiquitin-protein transferase activity; metal ion binding; RNA binding. Gene Ontology annotation, biological process: protein ubiquitination. Gene Ontology annotation, cellular component: CCR4-NOT complex. Lineage: Eukaryota; Metazoa; Chordata; Actinopteri; Anguilliformes; Anguillidae.
UCUGCGCACACUCAGUGCGCUGUGAAUAGUUAUGCCCUCCCUCCUCCCAUUUCAAUGUAAGAUGGUGGUCAGAAGGUACUGCUGCUAAAUACACAGAGGCAAAAAAGAAAAAAGGCAAACCAUUCUUUGAACAAACGAACUCAGAGUUUAAAAAUAAACACAGGGCGAAUUCAAGGUGUCACCUUACACACACCUGGAUAGUUUAGAAAGAUAACCAAUCCCCUUCCCAUUUGGUGUGACUAUCCCGUGGGAAAGGAAUACCAGCAGUAGAGACAGGCCCCACCGUGAGAACGCCCCCCCGCCUCUCCGCCGUGCCGUAGGAUGUCCCGCAGCCCUGACGUUAAGGACGACUCCAUGGAGUGCCCGCUGUGCAUGGAGCCCCUGGAGAUCGACGACGUCAACUUCUUCCCCUGCACCUGCGGCUACCAGAUCUGCCGCUUCUGCUGGCACCGCAUCCGCACCGACGAGAACGGGCUCUGCCCCGCCUGCAGGAAGCCUUACCCAGAAGACCCGGCGGUGUACAAGCCGCUGUCCGCGGAGGAGCUGCAGAGGAUAAAGAACGAGAAGAAGCAGAAGCAGAACGAGCGCAAGCAGAAGAUGACGGAGAACAGGAAGCACCUGGCCAGCGUGCGCGUGGUGCAGAGGAACCUGCUGUUCGUGGUGGGCCUGUCCCAGAGGCUGGCCGACCCCGAGGUUCUGAAGAGGCCGGAGUAUUUUGGGAAGUUUGGGAAGAUCCAUAAAGUCGUCAUCAACAACAGCACUUCAUACGCAGGCUCACAGGGUCCUAGUGCCAGUGCGUAUGUGACCUACCUUCGGUCUGAAGACGCUCUCAGGGCGAUACAGUGUGUCAACAACGUCGUGGUCGACGGCAGGACGCUCAAGGCUUCUUUAGGUACAACAAAAUACUGCAGCUACUUCCUGAAAAGCAUGCAGUGCCCCAAGCCUGACUGCAUGUACCUGCACGAGCUGGGGGACGAGGCGGCCAGCUUCACUAAGGAGGAGAUGCAGGCGGGGAAGCACCAGGAGUAUGAACAGAAGCUGCUACAGGAGCUCUACAAAAUGAACCCCAACUUCUUACAGACCUCAUCAGUGGGUGGCGAGAAGACCAAGGGCAAAUCCUGCUCUUCACAAAGACCGAACAGCAGCAGCAGAGAGGCGUGGCCAUCGUUACAGAUGGGCAAAACGGCCAAUGGGCUGGGCACAGACCACCGCAAGAGCCCGCCCCUCCUGGACGGCAGCUCGGACUCGGAUCACCUGACCCCGGACGGGCCCGAGUCGGACCUGGGCCUGGGCCUGGGCCUGCCCCCCUUCUCCACGAGCUGCGACCUCGCCAGCCCCAGCGACAGACCCCCCGAAUCCAUCAGUAUAGGGAACGGAGAAACUCUACAACAGAUCCCGAACAGCGACUCCCCCUCGCCCCCGCCGGGCCUCCCCAAACCCAGCCUGGCGAUCCCCCCCAAACCCAACCUGGCGAUCCCCCCCAAACCCAGCCUGGCCCCCGUCGGCGUGCCGGAGGGGGCGGCCCGCUCGCCCUUCCCAGGGGGCGCCGCCGAGUCGCAGUCUCUCUUCUCAGACAACAGCAACUUCCGGCACCCCAACCCCAUCCCCGGGGGCCUGCCGGCCUUCCCCAGCGCCCCCCAGGGCCACCCCGACUGGCCCACGGCCCCCGAGCCGCAGAGCCUCUUCACCUCCGACACCAUCCCGGUGUCCUCCUCCACAGACUGGCAGGCGGCCUUCGGGUUCGGGUCCUCCAAGCAGACGGAGGACGACCUCGGGUUCGACCCGUUCGACGUCACCCGCAAGGCGCUGGCCGACCUGAUCGAGAAGGAGCUCUCCGUGCAGGACCCCUUGCCCCUCUCGCCCGGGGGCUUCCUCCACGGGCCCUUCAACGGGCCCCUGAACGGGCCGCGGGCCAAGGCGGGCCCCGGGGGCGGCGGCGGGCUCCCUAACCCCGCCCACCUGCCCCAGCGCCUGUCCCAGUUCCAGCACCGCGCCCUGUGCGGCUCGCUCAGCUUCCCCUCCCAGCACGGCCGCCACCCCUGGAUCGGCCUGCCGUUGCAUAGCAACCUGCUGCACCUCAACCACAUGGCCAGCGCCGGCGGCAACAGCGGCUUCCUGGACCUGAGCCUGCCCCCCCACCACAGCACCGGGCUCGGGGGCAUUCCUAUCACAGAAAACAGCACUUCAGUAGAGAGUAUAAAUGUGAAAGAGUGGCAGGAUGGGCUUAGAGCGCUCUUACCCAACAUCAACAUCAACUUUGGGGGUUUGCCCAACUCCUCCUCUUCGUCCUCGUCCUCGUCCUCGUCCUCCAGCGUUAACCACACAGGCGUGCCGGGGGGCUCGGGGGGGGUCGCGCACAGUUUGAGCUGGGACGCGACGGCCAGCUGGAUGGACCCCGCCAUCAUAACAGGUAUCCCAGCAUCCUCGGCCAACAGUCUGGACUCCCUCCACGACGACAACCCUCCGCACUGGCUCAAAUCUCUGCAGACGCUGACGGAAAUGGACGCUCCGGGGUCCGUGGGCCCCCCCCAGCCCCCCCACAGUGGCCUGUUCGGCGGCACACAGAUACCCCCCCUCCACAGACCCGGCUGGGCGCCCUACCCGGCCCCCCCGCCCGCGUCCGCCAGCCAGUUCCACUCACCCCCGCCCGGCUUCCAGACAGCCUUCAGACCCCCAGCCCCACCCCCCACAGAGCUGCUACAGAGCGCAGCCAUGGACCGCCACUAGGGGGCGCUGCUGUCAAGCGUCUCCCCGACCACAGACACCAGAUUAAAUCAGAUUACAAAAGCUAUUAACAAAA